UUCCAUCUUAAGCCUUUUGUGUGUCUUUUGGUUUCUAUAUAAGGCACAUUCUUGUUGAACUUCUCUCCUUCUCUGAUCGGUUUGGAUGAACCCGGGAGUUCCAUAUUCUUGAAGAUGUUGGCCAUUUUUCACAAGACUUUCGCACACCCACCUGAGGAACUUAACAGCCCUGCCUCUUUCAGUGGCUCUAAGACUCCUAAGCUUCCUGAAGAAACACUCAAGGACUUUCUAGCUCGUCACCCUCACAAUACGUUCUCUGUCAACUUCGGUCAGGCGGCUGUUCUUGCUUAUGUUCCUCCUGAUGGACGACCUUUUUCUCCCCAUCAGAGGCUGUUCUGUGGGUUUGAUGAGAUAUACUGUCUGUUCUUGGGGAGUUUGAACAAUCUAUGUGCACUCAACAAGCAAUAUGGUCUAUCAAAAGGCUCGAACGAGGCCAUGUUUUUGAUCGAGGCCUAUAGGACACUAAGGGACAGAGGCCCUUACCCAGCUGAUCAGGUCCUUAAGGAGCUUGAUGGCAGCUUUGCUUUUGUUGUUUAUGAUAGCAGGGUUGGUGCUGUUUUUGCUGCCUUGGGUGCCGAUGGAGGAGUGAAGCUCUAUUGGGGAAUCACAGCAGAUGGGUCAGUAGUGAUAUCAGAUGAUGUGGAUGUCAUUAAAGAAGGCUGUGCUAAAUCAUAUGCACCCUUCCCAACUGGAUGCAUGUUCCACAGUGAAGGAGGGCUAAUGAGUUUUGAGCAUCCAAUGAACAAGAUGAAGGCAAUGCCGAGAAUCGACAGUGAAGGUGCCAUGUGUGGAGCUAAUUUCAAGGUUGAUGUGUACACAAGGGUUAACAGCAUUCCAAGGCGUGGCAGUGAAGCUAAUUGGGCUGAAUGGGGCACAGACUAGGCAUUACAUCUCUGUCUGUGCCUGCUAUUCCAACAAUUGCUGUUCUAAGUUCCAAUGGCUUGUAAUUUUAGACUGUAAAAUUUCUUACCUACACAAAGUAAGCUUCUUCCUAUGUAAAUAAACAAAUAAUUUCGUUACUUCUCGAGGAUAGUUUCAGGUAAACUCAUUCCAUCAAA
This is a messenger RNA of Cucurbita moschata (crookneck pumpkin), 1058 nucleotides long. Its product is annotated as stem-specific protein TSJT1. The transcript has 4 exons. NCBI's taxonomy places the organism in Eukaryota, Viridiplantae, Streptophyta, Magnoliopsida, Cucurbitales, Cucurbitaceae. The record is from RefSeq and is a predicted model, not a curated record. The coding region runs from base 115 to 882 and encodes 255 amino acids.